AUGUUAGGUAGAACAUAUAAACAAAUAAUAAACAAUAAUAAUAGAUUGUUUACUCAACAUUGUAGAUUUUCAACGGUUGGUUCAGCACAGACAACAGGAAAUAAAGUUAGUUUUAAAAUCAGUAAUAAAGCAGCUGCAGAGAAACCUAAAACAAAAACAAUCAAUGUCAACUCUGUAAAGGUUUUACCGAUCGAUGCUAAACUAUCAUCAACUAGCUCAUUCAAUGCAAAGAUUGUACCAGAGACAAAGAUUUUCAAAGGUGAAAUCUUAUUAGAAGGAAUUAAAAAUGAUGGUACUUCAUUACGUUGGUAUAAACAUGUUGGAUAUACAUUUGAUGCAGAGAACAACGGUUAUUUACCAUUGCUCGAUAACAGACCAAUGAAAACUGUCAAUAGAAAGCUAUUCAUUGUACCAACCAAAGAGAUUGCUAUGGCUAUUGCAACAGAGUGGAUGGUUCAAGGAAAAUAUAUUAUGCCACAUAGAUUACCAUUGACAACAGUUGCAGCGACAUGUAUUGAUAUGAAUCCAGAAUCAAGACAGAAAUGUAUCGAUGAAUUGAUCGGUCAUCUUGCAACCGAUCAAGUUUGUAACCGUGACUCUGACGAAACUCAACUAAAGAAACUUCAAAACGAAGCAUUCGAUGACCUCUUACAUUGGUCAUCCGAUUACUAUGGUAAACCAUUCUAUUUAUCAUUCGAUCUCGAUCUUUCAAGACAUCCACCAUCAUUAUUAAAGACAAUUAGAGAACAUUUAGAAUCAAUGAAUAAUUGGCAAUUACUAUGUAUGCAAACAUUGACCACCAGUACCAAAUCAUUUUUGAUAUCGUUGAAUUUGUAUUACAAUCGUGUACGUCUCGACAAACUUUACAAGAUUGUUGCUUUGGAAGAGGAAUUCCAAUCAGAGACAUGGGGUAAGAUCCCAUUCGGUCACGAUCUAGCGGAAAUGGAAACUUUAAAUGAAAUUGCUCCAGCUCUCUUUGUAUUGAGAUCAAUCGACCCACUACCAUUACCAAAUAAACCAAAAAAUUAA
Heterostelium album PN500 is the source of this 1029-nucleotide messenger RNA. RefSeq names its product ATP12 family chaperone protein (gene atp12). The transcript is spliced from 4 exons. Gene Ontology annotation, biological process: mitochondrial proton-transporting ATP synthase complex assembly. NCBI's taxonomy places the organism in Eukaryota, Evosea, Eumycetozoa, Acytosteliales, Acytosteliaceae. The coding region runs from base 1 to 1029 and encodes 342 amino acids. The record is from RefSeq and is a predicted model, not a curated record. Gene Ontology annotation, cellular component: mitochondrion.